CUCACGCUACUUCCGGAGACUCUGUAGCUAGCAGGUAGCUAGUGAUGAGUGAUGGCGUCUGCUGCGAUGGAUACCACGUAAAUGAAUAACAACAAAAACAUUACGGCGAGUGCGUGUCUGCGUGCAAAUAACGAGGCCGUUUCUGUAGAAGUACGCUUAAAAACAGUGUGUCGUUAUGGCGACCGGGAGCAGUGGUGGCGGAUUGCCGUCAAACCAUGACGGUCAGGAGGCAGCAUCCAACUCGGCUCAUUGCGGAGCACCAGCAGCGCUCUCCAACGUCCCAGCCUCCGCUCCUACCCCGUCCGGCUCCCCGCCCGUCCUCGGCCUUCACCGGGAGCCCAUGUACAACUGGCAGGCGACGAAGAGGUCCCUAAAGGAGCGCUUCGCCUUCCUCUUCAACAACGAGCUUCUCAGCGACGUCAGGUUCAUAGUCGGGAAAGGAAGACAGGCCCAGAGGAUACCGGCCCAUAAGUUCGUCCUGGCCGCUGGCAGUGCCGUUUUUGAUGCCAUGUUUAACGGUGGGAUGGCCACGACCUCUGCUGAAAUCGAGCUGCCUGAUGUGGAGCCGGCCGCCUUCCUCGCGCUGCUCAGGUUCCUCUAUUCUGACGAGGUCCACAUUGGUCCCGAGACGGUGAUGACGACUCUGUACACGGCUAAGAAGUAUGCGGUCCCUGCUCUGGAGGGGCACUGCGUGGAGUUCCUCACCAAACAUCUCAGAGCUGACAACGCAUUUAUGCUUCUCACUCAGGCCAGGUUAUUUGAUGAGCCUCAGCUCGCCAGUCUCUGCUUAGACACCAUCGACAAAAGCACAGCAGAUGCAAUAAAUGCAGAGGGAUUUACAGAUAUUGACCUUGACACUCUUUGCGCGGUGCUUGAAAGAGACACACUAAGCAUCAGGGAGAACCGUCUGUUUGGAGCGGUGGUCCGCUGGGCGGAGGCUGAGUGUUACAGGCAACAGCUUCCUCUGACCGCGGAGAACAAACAGAAGGUUCUGGGGAAAGCCCUCCCGCUCAUCCGCUUCCCGCUCAUGACUGUUGAGGAGUUUGCUGCCGUAAACCCCAAACCGCGGGUCGACUACAUCGACAGGCCUCGCUGCUGCCUCAGGGGGGAGGAGUGCAGCAUUAAUAGAUUCCAGCAGGUUGAGAGUCGAUGGGGGUACAGUGGUACCAGUGACAGGAUCAGAUUCAAUGUUAACAGAAGAAUAUCCAUAGUGGGCUUUGGCUUGUAUGGUUCCAUACAUGGACCCACUGACUAUCAGGUCAACAUACAGAUCAUAGAGAGCGACAAACGCAUCACACUGGGACAGAACGAGACAGGUUUCAGCUGCGAUGGCACAGCAAACACGUUCCGAGUGAUGUUCAAAGAGCCCGUGGAAAUCCUACCCAACGUCAGCUACACUGCGUGCGCCACCUUAAAGGGCCCCGACUCGCAUUACGGCACUAAAGGGUUAAAGAAAGUGACCCAGGAAUUGGCAUCGGGGGCCAAGACAACAUUUUUCUUUUUUAGUUCACCUGGAAAUAACAACGGCACAUCCGUGGAGGACGGGCAGAUACCAGAAAUCAUCUACUACAGCUGAACUCGCUGCAGUGUCAUUCAGGUACACUGAAACAAGGAGACCUCGGACUGCUGGGAAGACUGGACUGUUCUUAGUGCCUCAUGAGCCUAUGGAAUAACGAAUGUGAGUGUGUGUGUGUAUGUGUGCUGUAUGUGUGUAUUUGUCUAUACGAUGUUGGUGUACAGGCAUGAUCAGCAAUGUGGAAACAGCCUGAGUUGUGGAAAAAUCACAGCUCUGUUGUCAAAAAAAAGAAGAAAAAAAGCUUUUCGGGGGACAAAGUGUAUCAUCGGCUAUGAAUGAUCUAAAUACAGACACAUCCUGGAGACAGGCCUGAGAGCUGUCUGUCUGUUAACAUGUGAAUCUGAGCUGCACGUCAGACUGCAGAUGGUUACAAUCUGUUUUGCUGAUGCAUUUAUCCAAAGUACAAUAUUUACAUUUUUUAUUAUUUUUUUAUUGUGCACUGUUUAUCAUGUAUUCAACAUGUGUCUGUUCAAGUACUUUGUUUUGGCAUUGUAAUCACGCUCCGUGUGUGUAUGUUGUGUAACUUUGCCAGUGGUACAUGCUGUUAUUUAUGACUUCAUGUUUGCUUAGAGUUAAAAUGAAAAAAGAAGAAGGAAAAAAAACCAGCAACAACAAAAUAAACGUUCCAGUUUUAUG
This is a messenger RNA of Neolamprologus brichardi, 2212 nucleotides long. RefSeq names its product BTB/POZ domain-containing protein 1-like. Gene Ontology annotation, cellular component: P-body; cytosol. The record is from RefSeq and is a predicted model, not a curated record. Gene Ontology annotation, molecular function: protein binding. Gene Ontology annotation, biological process: neurogenesis. NCBI's taxonomy places the organism in Eukaryota, Metazoa, Chordata, Actinopteri, Cichliformes, Cichlidae.